Juglans regia (Persian walnut) is the source of this 1094-nucleotide messenger RNA. RefSeq names its product exosome complex component RRP41-like. The coding region runs from base 150 to 914 and encodes 254 amino acids. The transcript is spliced from 7 exons. The record is from RefSeq and is a predicted model, not a curated record. NCBI's taxonomy places the organism in Eukaryota, Viridiplantae, Streptophyta, Magnoliopsida, Fagales, Juglandaceae. Gene Ontology annotation, biological process: poly(A)-dependent snoRNA 3'-end processing; U4 snRNA 3'-end processing; nuclear mRNA surveillance. Gene Ontology annotation, cellular component: nucleolus; cytoplasmic exosome (RNase complex); nuclear exosome (RNase complex).
AAUUUCACUCAUUACCCGCAAUAUUGUACAACAAAUUGUGUUUACUGCAACGCUGCUCGUAAAAAAAAAGAAGAGCUCACUCUGUUCCGCGCACGUUUAACACAAAAUCAGAGAAGAAAAGGCGGAAGAAGAAGCAGGCGUCGCCGAUAAUGGCCGGGAGACGUGGAACGAAUCCGACGACGUACUCGCCGUCUCUGAAGACCCAGAAAACAAGGUCAACCAUUUUCAAAGACGAUUGGGUCCGACCCGAUGGCCGCGGCUUUCAACAAUGCCGACCCGCCUUUUUUAGGACCAGUGCUGUCACUGCUGCUUCCGGAUCUGCUUAUGCAGAGUUUGGAAAUACCAAGGUUAUUGUGUCUGUAUUUGGGCCAAGGGAAAGUAAAAAGGCAAUGAUGUACAGUGAUAUCGGACGGCUAAAUUGUAAUGUCAGCUAUACAACUUUUGCCACCCCUGUCCGUGCACAGGGAUCAGACCGCAAGGACUUUUCUUCAAUGCUUCAUAAAGCUUUGGAGGGUGCUGUAAUUCUGGAAACUUUCCCCAAGACAACUGUAGAUGUUUUUGCAUUGGUGCUGGAAUCUGGCGGCAGUGAUCUUCCUGUCGUGAUAUCAUGUGCAAGUCUUGCCCUAGCAGAUGCUGGGAUCUUGAUGUAUGACCUUGUUACCUCUGUUUCUUUGUCUUGCCUGGGAAAGAACCUCGUCAUUGAUCCUAUUUUGGAAGAAGAAAGCUAUCAAGACGGAAGUUUAAUGAUUACAUGCAUGCCUUCUCGUUAUGAGGUUACUCAGCUUACAAUUACAGGGGAAUGGUCAACCCCAAAAAUUAAUGAGGGGAUGCAGCUAUGUCUAGACGCUUGCUCAAAGCUUGCAAACAUCAUGAGGUCAUGUUUAAAAGAAGCCACUACCACUUCACAAGAGUAGGGAACUUUUUUGUUUACCUAGUUUUUACAUACAGUUCACAGAAUUAGCCUUUUGUUCUUUUCUUCAAGCUUCAAAGAUUUGGCGAAAAUUUUCCGGAUUAGUUUCGUCUGGUUUUUUGUGGUUGUACAUCACUUAUUUUCUGAUUCCUAUGAAAUCUCCAGCACUUUAGUUCUACAUAAA